This is a messenger RNA of Hypoxylon fragiforme, 1420 nucleotides long. RefSeq lists its product as uncharacterized. NCBI's taxonomy places the organism in Eukaryota, Fungi, Ascomycota, Sordariomycetes, Xylariales, Hypoxylaceae. Gene Ontology annotation, molecular function: oxidoreductase activity. The coding region runs from base 651 to 1199 and encodes 182 amino acids. The transcript is spliced from 2 exons. The record is from RefSeq and is a predicted model, not a curated record.
UUUAAGGACGCCGUGAUAUAUUAUUUUCCUCGUUCUAUUCUGUCAUUAGCAACUCAUAAUUCGAGCUGUAUUUCCUACUUUUCUCGUUACAUUCUCUCCUACUGGUUAGGCCUCAUUCUUUCCUAGAUUCAUCGGAUCAGUAGACUUUAAACGAAAUACUUCUCGACUUAUCCACCAUGGCUAGUUUCGUUAAGCCAAACCGCCCUCUCACUUGGUUCAUCACCGGGGCCUCCUCAGGCUUUGGUGAAGCACUAUCCCGCCGCGUCCUUGCCAGCGGCCACACACUGAUAGCCACAUUCCGCAAUCCUUCCCACAACCCGGAUCUUGUUGCUGAAAUCGAGAAGCACGGGAAUGGGAGUAAGUGGCUCGUGCUUGAUGUUAAUGAUCAAAGCAGCGACAAGAUUAUGUAAGUGUUGCAGCAAAUACCUCCUUAGGUACCCCCUAUUCUGUCUACGUCCGUCACGGGACGUAAGCUUGACAUACGUCUUCUAGUGGCAUAUAGAUACUCUAUAAGUUCAAUAACUAACACAUGAUGUUACAGUGAGUCCAUAGAAGCGUCCGGGCAGAGAAUAGACGUCCUCGUGAACAACGCUGGAUGUGCAAUCGUAGGGGCCAUAGAGGUCCUUACCGAAGAGGAGGUGCGAGCCCAGAUGGAGACCGCAUACUUCGGCCCCUUAAGACUCACCCGUGCCGUUCUGCCUUACAUGCGGAAGCGCAGAUACGGCGUAAUUGUGAACAUUAGUAGCGUAGCUGCGAUGGAAGCACAUGACGCUUUGGGUGCUUACGCCGGCGCCAAAGCCGCACUUGAUGGUAUGACAAGGGUCCUCUCGAAGGAAAUUGCGCCGUUCGGAAUUCGUACCCUGACUGUGUCGCCGGGCACUUUCAAUACGAACAUUGGCAAUAACACAGUCGUCGGCAAAAAUCCUCUCCCGGAUGACUACAAAGGGUCAGUGACAGACCAGACCAUGCAGGUUAUCGCUGGCCGCAUGUUCCAAGCAAAAGGUGACCCGGAAAAGGCAAUGAAGGCUGUCUAUGAAGUAGUUGUAGGGGAGGGCAUUGGCAAAGGGCACGAAACGGAGCCACUUCUUCCACUGGGCCAGGAAACGGUGGCUCUUGCAAAGACGGCGCAAGAUCACAUUGCCCAUGCUUUGGAAGUCUUUGGUGAUGUAUGCAAUAGCGUCACCCUGGACAAGAAAUAGAAGUUGCACAUACUUGUAAAUAGAGCUAUAGUACGAAGUAGGCUGGCACCUAUUUCUUCGUUCUAUGUUGCUCAUCCAUAGCUAAGACUUAGUAAAAGAUAGCCAUAGAGAAUACUUUUGACAUGUUAAGUGUUUCUCUCCGUUGUAUGAAGAUUGGACUAUGAAUUCAGGGGUAGGCAAACUGUUGUAACAACAAGUAAAAGGAAAGGGGACAAGAAAAG